AAACCGCCUGCUCCGCCUCGAGUCACAGAAGUGCCCGCCGCGCCAAGCAAAAAGUGUUUACUUCUGCCGCCUGCCAGCCCGGGGGGAGGAGGCAGCUCCCUAGCCGCCCCUCUCUUUCGCCCCUGCAGCUUUCCAAAAAAACCGGGGCGGGAAGGGAGUGUCUCCUUGGCUGUGGAACCUGAUCCUCCUGCCUCGUCCAAAGCCACCCGCCGCUUUCCCCGGGCCCUCCCCCGGUGAUUUUCCUGUCCGGGACGCCCGGGGAGGGCGCGCGGCUGGAGUCCCGCCAGCAGGAAAGGUGGGCCAGCCAUGAGAGGGUACCUUGUGGCCAUCUCGCUGAGUGCCGUCUUCCUCUAUUAUGUGCUGCAUUGUAUAUUGUGGAGAACAAAUGACUACGGGGUGACACCUAUGGACAUGAAGCAAAGGAGUAAGAUCCAGCCUUGUUCAUCAAAGCCAGCUUUUGCCUCUCUCCUGAGGUAUCAUCAGUUUCACCCUUUUCUGUGUGCAGCUGAUUUUAAAAAUACUGUUUCCUUCUACGGUAGCGAUAAGUUUGAUUUGCCCUAUGGGAUAAGAGCAUCAGCCACAUACUUUCGACUUGCUCUUUCGAAACUGCAGAAUUGUGGUCUCUUUGAUGAGUUUGACAAUGUGCCGUGUAAGAAGUGUGUGGUGGUUGGUAAUGGAGGAAUUUUGAAGAAUAAGACAUUAGGAGAAAAAAUUGACUCAUAUGAUAUAAUAAUAAGAAUGAAUAAUGGUCCUGUUUUAGGACAUGAAGAGGAAGUUGGAAGAAGGACUACCUUCCGACUUUUUUAUCCAGAAUCUGUUUUUUCAGAUCCUGAUCACAAUGACCCUAAUACUACGGUGAUUCUCACUGCUUUUAAGCCUCUUGAUUUAAAGUGGCUGUGGGAAUUGUUGACAGGUGGCAAAAUAAACCCUAAUGGUUUUUGGAAGCAACCAGCUUUAAAUCUGAUCUAUAAACCUUAUCAAAUCAGAAUAUUAGAUCCUUACAUCACCAGAAUGGCAGCUUAUGAACUGCUUCAUUUCCCGAAAGUGUUUCCCAAAAAUGAGAAACCCAAACACCCAACCACAGGCAUUAUUGCCAUUACCUUGGCAUUUCACAUAUGUCAUGAAGUUCAUCUUGCUGGCUUUAAGUACAACUUUUCUGACCUCAAGAGUCCUUUGCACUACUAUGGGAAUGCCACCAUGUCUUUGAUGACUGAGAAUGAAUAUCACAAUGUCACUGCGGAGCAGCUCUUUCUGAAGGACAUUAUAGAAAAAAACUUUGUAACCGACUUGACCCAACAGUAACCCUACAGACUCAGAAGAUAAUGCUAACAGUAUUUUUAUUUUUAUACUGCAAUUUUUAGUUUAUUUUUAAAUAUGUUGGAUGUACUUGUCAAGAAAUUAUGUGUAUUAAGUCUCUUGCUGCCUGGUGAUUCAUAACCACCAGCUUAAUUUCUGUGAAUAUAUUUAAUUUAUGGAAACCAAGACGUUAAGAUAUCAGGGAAAGUGAACUUUUCAUUGCAUUGUUUAAAAAUAAGCUAGUUUUCUGAGGUGUUUUUAACUAUAGUUAGUUCAUCUUAGACUUCUGAAGGGCUGUGACUUCCUAGUAAGUCAGGGGGUUUAAGUUUACUACGACAGAUUUUGAAUGUAACAGGACAUUUUGAGAGGUUCCUCUGGCUAGUGUAAACUGGUGGGAACUGGUGUGCGGCAGUUCCUUGAUGUAGUGUGCUGGACCCACUUCAGGUGUUACACCUGAGGAGCCGGACUGGAAUCUUAAACCAGACCUGAAGCGUGACUGGUUAUGGAAAUCUAAGAUCAUACUGGCUGAAUUAAGCAUUUUUCUCCUGCAGUUAAGUAAACCAUGAUUAUGAUCAGUAGUUUGGUAGAAUGAAGAUUUUUUUUUUUUCAAGUCAAAAGAAACAGGAUAAACACAAAACUCUGGAUAAGUAAAUAACCAAAGACUGCAAUUCUUCACGUCUGGUGAUUUCAUUAUGUUUUCGAAGCUUAUUUGAAGUAGAGUAAAAAAGACAAGACAAGAAACAAAGAAGACAAGAACAAGUAAACCUUUAAGAGUCGAGCUGUUUCUGGAUUUCAGUGGCACUUUGAUGACAAGACCAGCUGUCCACAUGAGUCAGUCACAUCUUCAAAUGGAAAGCUUACCUAGGGUGCGCCAGAAAAGACUUGUGGGAUGCAGACAAGCCAGGUGGACUGAAGUGGUGAGCCAGUCUCCCUUUUUAAUGACUAUAACCAAAGGUUAUGGGGACGGAGGGGGACAGUGGGUGAAGACAGCAGUAGAAGUUACUUGGCGAGAAUCAAAAGCUGUCAGAAGAGGUAUGUAUAGAAAGAAUUGGUAUCACUGACAACCUGCCUCUCUAAAGAGGGUGUAUAAAUAUUGGGUCAGAAACAGGAAUAAAUGACAUACUUGAAAGUGGCGUUGGGGGAGAAAACUAGUGGUUGAUUGGACUCAGACCCACAUGCUGGGUAUGGACUCUGUGCUGUUAGCCCCAGCAUAUGUUCCCACAUACCAGUCUCGUUUGAUCCUUCUGAAAACUCGGGUGGAAAAGGCAGAGCUGAUCAUCCCCUCACACCACACAGCCAGGGGCCACAGCUAGACUGGAUGCUGAGUCUGGUUUCAGAGAGGAUGGUGCGGUCUACAGAAAAAGUUAAAAGUCAAACACUAAUGGUGGCAUUUUCAAAUGUUCUCAAAUGUAAAUACUAUAAACACUGGCCAUAACAUUUCUGACUGACCUUAAAAUUGAGGAAUCUGGUGUUUUGUAUAGUACGAGAAUGGUUACAAACCUCAAGGUUUAAGGAAAAAAAAAAAAGGAACAAGAUACAUAUAUACAAUUUAUUAAAAACACACGAACACAUUAAAAUCUCACUAUUUAUACAAUCAAAUUCUAGCAACAUAUACAAAUAUUGAGUGACUACAGUACAUGCCGAGGUAAGGAAAGUACAUUCUGGGAGAAUAUCACUGACACGCAAAGCCAUUUUUAUUUCCAAUACGUAUUUCAAUAUAUGUUUUGUUUCUACCUUUCCCAGUGCCAAAAAAGAAGAGGAGGAGAUGAGAAGAAGAAACUAGUUACAAGUUGGAUUAUAUGAGAACUGAUGCCACAGUUGACCUAAAAAUAUCCAACUCUUAGAUAUUGCAGUUUAGGGAUUUCAAGUUCAGAACCAAAAGGCAUAGCCAGUAGGUAAAUUUUUCUUUUUUAAAUAAACAGAACUUCACUGAUUUCUCUUAAGAGGGUUGAGAAGCUUUUAUUGUCCCACCUAAUCUAGUUGUUCUUUCUAAUCCUAUUAUCUGACAUGGUGUUUUUCUAUAACCCUCUUGCUCUCCAGGUAACAAUGUGGAGCCCAGGGAAAGAGGUUCAAGCUUUAUUACAUUCCACAGAAUUAUGGCCACAUUCAUAUUUAAAUAAGCUCAUUUUCUGCUCCCUCUUGUGGGUGGGAGGGAGAAGGGCAAAUGUGUACAUAACAUAAUUUCAAUUACUGUAUAAAUCUUCUACUCGAACCAUUUCAACAGCAAAUAAACCCAUUGUUCAAUGCAAAGUGCAAAUAGCGAAACGUGAACUUAAAUAACUGGGCUAGACCCUGCAUACACAAAUAGGAUCUCUCUAGAUUUACAGCUUUUAAUACAAUAUAAAUCAGCAUUCACAAUAUCUCACCUUUAACUGUGCUGGUUCCUAAAAUCAAGUAACAGUGAAGUCAGUGUAAUUUUAUGAAACCUUAAGGGCCAUAUUUCCUGUGCCAUGGUCUGACUCUAUUUUUAUAACUGCAUUAACAGGAAAAAAUUUAACCCAGUAAGUCACAGUGACUUUUUUUUUUCCUACAUGUUUCAAGCAAAGAAUAAAAAAAUCAAGGGAAUUUUGUAAAAAAUGGUUACCUUCACAUUUUCAGUUGUUACUUGAUUGUCUCCAAAGCUGUAUAUAUAUCAGACAUAGUAAAGUUUAAAAAAAAAAA
Molecule: messenger RNA, 3957 nt
Organism: Odocoileus virginianus texanus
Lineage: Eukaryota; Metazoa; Chordata; Mammalia; Artiodactyla; Cervidae
Gene: ST3GAL6
Product: ST3 beta-galactoside alpha-2,3-sialyltransferase 6
Biological process (GO): glycolipid biosynthetic process
Molecular function (GO): beta-galactoside alpha-2,3-sialyltransferase activity
Source: RefSeq, a predicted model, not a curated record